Molecule: messenger RNA, 2761 nt
Organism: Pelobates cultripes (western spadefoot toad)
Lineage: Eukaryota; Metazoa; Chordata; Amphibia; Anura; Pelobatidae
Source: the annotation of a GenBank genome assembly
AUCCUCAGUUUGUCAUUUACCAGCUGAAGGUUAAGAUAUUCACAUCAUCUACAGGACCCACUAGACGAGAGGAGAAGCACAUGUAUUUUGAUUUCCCCCAGCCACUUCCUGUGUGUGGGGAUAUCAAGGUAGAAUUUUUCCACAAACAGAAUAAGAUGAUGAAAAAGGUUUGUACAUAUUUAGCAUUCCAAAAACUGUAGGCAUGCUGCGAUACCUCUGCACUUCUUUAGAUCACAUGCUCUAGGCAUCUUGAAUAAUUAUACAUUCAGUAUUGGCACAUUAAAUGGUUUACAUAAACCAUAAGCACGAUCCAUGCAACUGGAUGUGAUAGACCAGUGAUUGCAGAGGUUUGACAUUGCAACUUUUGUACCCUGGAUAAUCCAUACCGAACAACCAAAGAGGAACUGCACACACAUAUGAAUUCACGCUUGGUUCUCCAAGGAGAGGUAGCAGCACACUGCCAAUAGCCAGCACUUCCAUAGAAAGGUCCGUCCACAUGUCACUUAGAUUUAAUGGAACCAAGCUACAGACCAAAAUUUCGACUUGAAAAGGACUUAUGGAUUCGAAACGUCCUGCAGCUCGGCUCGAUUAAAAGUGCUAAUGCUGCGACUUGUGUGGUGCUUUGACCUUUGUUUGGUAGUGCUGUAUAAUCAAUGCAGCAUAGACCAGAUAUUACACUUGCUCUGUUGGUAGAGGAGUAUGUGAAAACAAACACCUGGAAACCUGCUGCACCUGUAGCUGUAAUUAAUAGGGUAAAUUACCAGUGCUUAUCUUUUGUAAUUCUUAGCUGUGCAUCUACACCUCUCUGAGCUGGCAGUCGGAUUAAAUAUUUACAUACCACCUGCUUGCAAGCACAUGCUGUGAAACUGAUACAAGAAGGGCUAGAUUAAGUCUGACCCCUGGCUUGUGGAAUGCCAGGUUUGUGUUCCUAUGCCAAAUGAUGUGAAACUUGAAAACUGGUCAGUAAGCAAAUGAUUUCUUGAUAAGAGUGUAAAUUAACAUUGCACAGUGGUAAUGGUUAGCUGCUGUAGAACCCAGUGUACAUACUAAUAAUGUGUGUAAAUAUAAUGUACAUGGUUUCCCUCCAGAUAGUUUUUCAAAACAUAUAUGGUUUAAAACAGCCGGGGGGGGGGAAUAUUCCAAAUAUUGCUAUGACUAUACUUUUGUACAUAAUCAGCAAGGCAAAAAAAUAUAUUUUAUGCCUUUUGACCUUGUGCGUGCAUGUUACUUUUAUAGAUUUACUUUGGUUGACUGCAGGUGAGCACGUUCAGGAACAAGAUUAUAAAUGUGAAAGAUAAAUGCAUACAAAUGAAACUAAUCACAAAUGUUGGAGGUUAGAGGGAUAGUCCAGACUUUUUAUAGAGCUCUAUAUAGUCUUGCUUAGCAGUACUUUGUUGAAGACCGUAUUCCAGAGUCCACAAUUCUAAAUCCGUUCUUGGAAUUACGGUAUUGGUUAGUAUGCUCAUGUCCUCCUUCAAAUAGGCACGAAACACCCUCUUAGUUUUAAACCACUGUACAUUAAACUCUAAGAAUUAAUUGGAUGCGUGUGUUUCAAAUGUGAGGGAGUUCGAAGUCAUUAACUCAUAGAGAAAAUUGUUAGAACGUUGCUUUUUUUUUUUUUGGUUUUGUUUUUUUGCGCUAAUCAUUAGCUAAGGAAUGCCCCUGGAUUAAGAAUCGUUAAAGGGACACUAUAGUCACCCAGACUACUUAAUCAAAUUGAAGUGGUCUGAGUGCAGUGUUUCAGUCCCACUUAGUUCGGCAAUGUAAGUCAUUUAGGUAUAAUUACAUUGCAGGACCAAGACUGCCUCUAGUUACAGCCUCUAGAGACCCUUCCUGGUGGCUAACUGACUUUUGGUUGUCCAACUGAUGCUGGUGGUCCUCACGCUCUGCAUGAGGAUAUCCAGCAUUGGUAACAUUGCUUUAGGAAAGCAUUGAAGCAAUGAAAAUGUAUCCCUGGCAAGUACAAUUUUUAUUUAUUUUCUCAAACUUUGCUUUAAGUUGAGAAGUAGCAUAUCUUGGAUAUACACAGUAUUAAAUUGCAGCUAUCAAUUUAGCAUUUUGUUACGUGAUUCAAGAAGCAUGGGUUCCAAGGUGUUUAGAAGGUGAUAUUUCUUGAUCUGAUUGGCGGCAGCACCACCAGGAAUCGCUUAGUGUUGUCUUGUUUAAUAUGUAGAUAAAGAAAUUGUAACACAUUUUUUUGGCCUGUAAACAUUUUUUUUUUUUUUUUUUUCAUUAGGAAAAAAUGUUCCAUUUUUGGAUUAAUACGUUCUUCAUACCAGGGCCUGAAGAAUAUUCUGAAAAAGUUGAAAAUGGAACCUUAGUUGGCGAGAAUGAACUUGAUGGGAUAUACAGCACAGAACAUUCAGACAACGACAAGGAAUAUCUCACUCUUACUUUAACAAAAAAUGACCUAGACAAAGCUAACAAAGAUAAGGCCAACAAAAACUUCUCUCCAAACUUCAAGGUAUGUGUACUUAAAAAUUUCUUACAUUUGUAAAUCUCAUAACCAAAAGGUAAUGUUUCAAAAGACAUUCUGCAAUAUCAAAAUUUUUCCUAAUUUGAAUCUUUUAAAAUCUUCAGUUCAGUCUAGUCGUUCGAAGUCCAUUUGGCCCACCACCUUCAUUGAAAAGCUUCCCAGAAAGUGUAUAUAUGGCAUGUUUUUAAUUUUGUUACUAGACUUGUUACAACAGCUAUGUGUAUAACUUAAGUAAAAAAAAUUGUUUUGUUUUUCUUAUAGGUGAAGCUUUUUUUCACAAAAACC